This is a messenger RNA of Diatraea saccharalis (sugarcane borer), 2208 nucleotides long. NCBI's taxonomy places the organism in Eukaryota, Metazoa, Arthropoda, Insecta, Lepidoptera, Crambidae. The record is from the annotation of a GenBank genome assembly.
AGUCUGCGCGAUCUUCGCGCUGUUAGUGGUCGCUUAUAAGAAAAUAUCGUAGGGCUUCGGAGUCUUGAAAAAGGUGGAUACAGUUGCAUCGUGAUAAUUACCAGCAGUGUCAUAGUGCAGUGUGAUUUAGUGUUGUGUUGGAUUUUGAUAGCGGGCACGGAAGCCCGCGUUGUUUGCGCGGAUCGAUACGUGUUGCUUGUGAUUAUGGCGCAGCGAUCAUGAGCCAGGGCGGCUCGAGGAGGCCGUACUCGCGCGGGGGCCCUCGCUGGCACCCCCGCUACAAGGAUUACUGGGAUUAUGAACAGAAUUAUAGUGAUGGCAGCAGCGCUGGUAGCCCCAAGGAGGCGUGCGUGGCGCAGUCCCCGCCGCCACCGCCGCCCGCGAAGAGAGACGUACGCCACCACAGACACGAACAGAGGAGGCUCAGCAUCGGCGGAGGCGCGGACGGUUCGCGACGCGCCGAGCGCCGCGCCGCCGGCACUUCCGAUCGUAGAAGAUCAGAUAUGCGCGUGAGUCCCGGCGCUGGCGCUGGUCCCUCCGCGGAACCUCCCCCACAUGUGCUGCACCCCACACAUCAUCACCACCACAUGGACACCAACCCUUUGGAAGGUGUCCCUGUAGAGUCAAUGGUGUCCGGAGGCGGCUCGUCAGACGGCGAGCUCUCGUCGAAGGCUGGCGACAGUCCUAGCAGGAAACGGCGACGUAUCUCGAGACAUCUGUCAUCAGGUGAAAGCAACGUGUCAGCGACAGCGCCACCUGUCGAAAGACGGACGCCUCGGCAUCAUUACCAACCGCCUCGGCGGGGUCGUUACGUGAGCGGGGGUGGCGGCGCGGGGGGAGGAGGUGCUGGAGCAUGGCAUGAGCGGCUCCAUCAUCAUCACCACCACGCACCUCUAUUACUCGACAUCAACCAGAUGUCGUUGCGCGGCGCGCGGCUGUCAGCUCUCGGCGGCGGCGUGUGGACUCACCCCCCUCACCCCGCGCACCCCGCACACGCCCCGCACCCCCAUCGCCAUCCCGACCAUGCGCCGCGUACGCAGGUGGCGAGCGCUGGUGAGCUGUGGGGCGCUGCAGUGUUGCCGCCGCUGCACCACCUGCGGUACCAGAUGGGCGGUGUGUACGCGGGUUUGGGGUACGGCGGAUUCGGGGCUGCGCACGCGCCUCGCGGACCGUUCGCGUCGCCGCCGCAUCCGCACGCCCCGCAUCCCCAUCCGCAUCCGCAUGCCCACUAUCUCGCCACCAACCAGCGCGCGGAGACUGGUCGCCUGGAAGUGGUAGGGGGUGGAGGGGAGACGGCGCUUUCGCCGCUGCAGCCUGAGCUGCAUCACGCGCCAUUACUUCUACAUCACGAGGCACGGGGCGGACCGCUCGAGCUUAUGGCGCCGCAUCACGCUCGACACGCACUCUCACACCAUCACCGUCGCAGUGGCGGCGGAGUGGGCGUGGGCGCGGGGGUGGGCAUUACCGGGGGUGUGGGCGUAGGCGUGGUGGGGUCCGGGUCGCGGGCCGCCCGUCCAUACGUUCGCCACGCGCCGCGCUGGCCUCAUCACGCGAUACACCAUAUACACGCACAGGGUGGCGGAGGUUUAGUGGGCGCGGCGUUGCCUCAGCUGCAUGUUGCGUCGCCGCUAUCAUUGCCGCCGCCGCCGCCCACUUACCAGGUAUUCCUGAACCUGCUGGCCAUGUUUCCCGUGUCGCCAUACGCGGAGGCGCGUGAAGAGGCCGGCGAGUCACCCGAGACGGAGAACUACGAGGCGUUGCUGUCGCUGGCGGAACGCCUCGGCGAGGCGAAACCGCGCGGCCUUGCGAGGCAUCACAUCGACCAGCUGCCCAGCUACAAGUACUCGCCGCAAACGCAUCAAGGCGAGCAGUCGUCGUGUGUAGUAUGUAUGUGCGAGUUCGAAGCACGUCAGACACUGCGAGUUUUGCCCUGUGCACACGAAUUUCACGCCAAGUGUGUAGACAAGUGGCUCAGGUCAAAUCGAACGUGUCCCAUAUGUCGCGGCAACGCGUCCGAAUACUUCAACAACUCAGAGUGACUCGCGGCGACUACGACGCGCGACAAAGCGACGCACGAUCGAUUCGUAGCACGUUGCGACACGCAAAAUCCGUCGCAUAUCAAAAGUGUGUCGAGUUACAGAAGAGUGAAUUACGAAUUAGACUUAUAUCGUGUGUGAUCAUUGAAGUCUUCACGAUAAUACGCUUUUG